GCCGCUCGCUUGGGCCGUAUUCGCUGUGCGUUUGUCCGAUCGUCCGUGUGCUCUGUUCGCUUCCCGUGCCGACCCGCGUGCAUAACAUUCGGUUUUUAUUCGUGUUCACGAUUAUUUCCGUCCGCAAGUCCGUGUGACUAGGUUUUCUGCCCGCAACAAGCACACGCACUCCGUAACGGUGCGUUAUUCACGUCAAUUUUCCAAACGUCGCGAAUCCCCGUCCAGCAGUACGUUUUUUGAAAUUUUUUUUUAAAAAUUUUUUUAUUUUCAAAACCAAAAACCCCAAAAUGAGUACGAAAGAAGCCAAGAACGACGUCGCCGUAGACAAAAUCGCCGACGAUGUUGUGGACGCCAAGGCCGACCUAAAGGGCACCAAAAGAACAGCAGACGAAAAAUCAGAAGAAGUGAAAAAAUUGAAAAAAGAAGAAAAUGGUGAGGAAGACCUAGAUGAAGAAGAUGAACCCGAAGGCGAAGAAGAUGAGGAAGAAGAAUUCGCCGAAGGUGAAGAUGAUCUAGAUGAAGCUGACGGUUGUUCAGAAGAUGAUGAAGACGAUGUAGAUGGUGUAGAAGAAGAUGAUGAUGUGUAAACUGACAUAAUGUACAAUUGAACAAGUCUCUUAAUUUUAUAUAAUUUAUACAUAGUGCCGCAUGUACUCGGUAACUCCGUUCGAUAGAAUUUGAUUCCAAAAAUGUAAUUUUUUUUUUUAUACAUAAUAUGUAAAACAAAGCUUUUUUGCUACUGAGUGACUAAGACAAAAUUGGAUUUUUUUUAAAUUUUAAACAGGAUAUUCCUACUAAUUUGUCUUGUGUACAUGUUCUAAGUCUCUAGUCACUCACUAUCAGUCAAGUUUUGAGCAUGUACUUGUGAAAAAAAGUUUCUAAACUUUAGGUAACACUUGACUGGAAUACUUAAACUAACUUGACCACCGACUAUUAACUUAAUGGUUUUUUUUUUAAUAACAGGAUUAUAAAUGCAAUAAUUUCAUUUUUUUUUUUAAAUAAAUUUAAUACUACUUAAGCAUAAGUAAUUAAUAUAAAUAAUAUUUACAAAAUAAAAAAUUGAAAUUGUAAUUUAGUUCAUAGGUUUGUCUUCUAAAAAUAUAUAUAUAUAUAUAUAUAUAUUAUAUAUUAUCGUUUAAAAUUUAAGCUACUUUUGUAUAAACAUUUUGAUUAAAUUAUAAGAUAAUCAAAUAAGUACCUCGUGUUGGUUUUUUUAUUUUGUAUUCUCGGUGUGUUUCAAAGUUUAGGAAAUUUUUUUUUUUUGUUUCUCAUUCCAACUAAAGAAUUUUUUAAGAACUUUUUAGCCACUGAAAAUAUGUUUUAAGUUUAUGUUUAACAUUAAAUAAAAAAAAAGAAAUUGUAAUGUCAAUUUAUUUUAUCCCAUUUAACUAUUUAAGUAAAAUAAGUAAAUAAUAUAAUAUAAUUUAAUAUAUAUAUCUACACACACACACACAUCAAUGUUUUGUUGUUUAGACAGUAUUGUAGUUGACAAUUAAUUUAUUGUUGUAAAUAAUUCUAGUACAAAAUAAUGUUUGGAUUGUUAAUAUUCUUAAUACAUAUUGUCAGUUGCUACAGCUCAGCAUUUAGUUUUUAUUUACUAUACAAUUACUGUUUUUUAAGUAAUACAAUAUUAGCUGUUUUAUAUACUGAAUGGUCGUUUGUGACCUAUGGUGAAAGCAGCUUUACAUAUUGUGUCCUGUUUCCAUAUUUUUAACCAGUUACUCUAUUUCCGUUGUGAGUAACAAAUCAAAUUUAAAUUUAAUAUUUUUUAAUGAUAAUUAUUGUCUUGUGAAUAAUUUUUCAAAACUGUAUGUGUAAUUGUCAUUUGACUCUAAUAAAUUUCCUAUUCAAAUAAAUGGUAAAACAAUAUCUACCGAGUAC
Molecule: messenger RNA, 1881 nt
Organism: Acyrthosiphon pisum (pea aphid)
Lineage: Eukaryota; Metazoa; Arthropoda; Insecta; Hemiptera; Aphididae
Gene: Bacc
Product: nuclear regulator Bacchus
Exons: 3
Coding region: 288-587 (99 amino acids)
Source: RefSeq, a predicted model, not a curated record